UGUGCGCCUAUCGCUGACAUUUCGAGCCGAUUUUCCCACCACUAGUGCUCACAUAACCUGCUGCGGCAUUUGUCCAUUGAAAAACAUACACAGAUAAAUACAAAAUGCAAAUCACACGCCUCGUGCUGCGUCAACUUAGACGUCAAAUCAAUGUGCAACGCCAGUACAGCGCUGGUGCCCCCGCUGCCAGCGCCGCCGCAACUGAGAAACUCGUGCCACCAACACCAGAAGGUGCCGCAAAGCCGCCGAAUCCUAAGCUGGACAGUAUUGUGAACAAUAUAGCGUCUCUUAAUCUGCUUGAGGUUUCCGAACUGAGCACGCUGCUAAAGCAAAAACUUAAUUUGCCAGAGACCGCAUUUGCACCUCAAUUUGCCAUGGCAGGACCAGCGCGGGGAGCUGCAGCGGAAGAUGAAGAGGAGGCGGCGCCCAAGAAAGUACAAACCUCAUUCAAGGUGAAGAUGGUGAAGUUCGAUGAGAAGCAAAAAGUGGCGCUAAUCAAGGAGGUGAAGAAUCUGCUCGAGGGCAUGAAUUUGGUGCAAGCCAAGAAGUUUGUGGAGAGUGCGCCAACCGUUGUCAAGGAGGACAUACCAAAGGAUGAGGCCGAGAAGCUAAAGGAAGCGCUGACCAAGGCGGGUGCCGUCAUUGAAAUUGAAUAAGCUAAACUACUACCAUUUGGCACUAAUGUUAAUUGUUUAUAAUAAAAUCGCUAACAGCAUUUACAUAGCUGUCCAACAUA
Drosophila innubila is the source of this 736-nucleotide messenger RNA. It is a transcript of the gene mRpL12, whose product is annotated as 50S ribosomal protein L7/L12. Gene Ontology annotation, cellular component: mitochondrial large ribosomal subunit; ribosome. Bases 105 to 656 code for a protein of 183 amino acids. Gene Ontology annotation, biological process: translation; mitochondrial transcription. The transcript is spliced from 2 exons. Gene Ontology annotation, molecular function: structural constituent of ribosome. The record is from RefSeq and is a predicted model, not a curated record. NCBI's taxonomy places the organism in Eukaryota, Metazoa, Arthropoda, Insecta, Diptera, Drosophilidae.